UGUGGAUGUGAGACAGGUGAGCAAGGAAGGCAGAUGGCAACAAGGAACAGCCCUAGCCCCAAGCCGAUGGGCACGGCUCAGGGGGACCCGGGAGAGGCCGGCACCCUGCCAGCUCCUGAUGCUGGCAUCCGGGACACAAGUUCGGCCACUCAGCUGAAGAUGAAGCCCAAGAAGGUGCGCAAGAUCAAGGCGCUCAUCAUUGACCUGGGCUCCCAGUACUGUAAGUGUGGCUACGCGGGUGAGCCAAGGCCCACCUACUUCAUCUCCUCCACGGUGGGCAAGCGCUACUCGGAGGCGGCCGACUCCGGUGACACCCGCAAGGAGACCUACGUGGGCCACGAGCUGCUCAACAUGGAGGCGCCUCUGAAGCUGAUCAACCCGCUCAAAUACGGCAUCGUGGUGGACUGGGACUGCAUCCAGAGCAUCUGGGAGUACAUCUUCCACACGGCCAUGAAGAUCCUCCCCGAGGAGCACGCCGUGCUGGUCUCUGACCCCCCGCUCAGCCCCACGAGCAGCCGGGAGAAGUAUGCGGAGCUGCUCUUCGAGACCUUCGGCAUCCCUGCCAUGCACGUGACGUCCCAGUCGCUGCUGUCCAUCUACUCCUAUGGCAAGACCUCCGGGCUGGUGGUGGAGAGCGGGCAUGGCGUCUCACACGUGGUGCCCAUCUCUGAGGGCGACGUGCUGCCGGGCCUGACCAGUCGAGCCGACUACGCGGGCAGCGACCUCACCAACUACCUGCUGCAGCUGCUCAACGAGGCCGGCCACACGUUCACCGACGACCACUUGCACAUCAUCGAGCACAUCAAGAAGAAGUGCUGCUACUCGGCCCUCAAGCCAGAGGAGGAGCUCGGCCUGUGCCUGGAGGACCUGCGCGUGGACUACGAGCUCCCGGACGGCAAGCUCAUCACCAUCGGCCAGGAGCGCUUCCAGUGCGCCGAGAUGCUCUUCAAGCCCACUCUGGUAGGCAGCAACCAGCCCGGCCUCCCUGCGCUCACGGCCGCCUGCCUGGACCGCUGCCAGGAGGCGGGCUUCAAGGAGGAGAUGGCCGCCAACGUGCUGCUGUGCGGCGGCUGCACCAUGCUGGAUGGCUUCCCCCAGCGCUUCCAGAGGGAGCUGAGCCUCCUCUGCCCCGGGGACAGCCCUGCAGUGGCCGCAGCUCCCGAGAGGAAGACCUCCGUGUGGACCGGCGGCUCCAUCCUGGCCUCCCUGCAGGCCUUUCAGCAGCUCUGGGUCAGCAAGGAGGAGUUUGAGGAGCGGGGCAGUGCGGCCAUCUACAGCAAGUGCUGACCGGCCAGGUCUGGGGGCAGGCGGCCACAGGCCACUCUAUACGCAUUUACAGAAUUUCACAUAAAAUUUUAAAGUGCAGUGG
Cervus elaphus (red deer) is the source of this 1369-nucleotide messenger RNA. It is a transcript of the gene ACTL7B, whose product is annotated as actin like 7B. The record is from RefSeq and is a predicted model, not a curated record. Gene Ontology annotation, cellular component: nucleus; cytoplasm. NCBI's taxonomy places the organism in Eukaryota, Metazoa, Chordata, Mammalia, Artiodactyla, Cervidae.